ACACAAUGUUGCCAUAACGUUACCAGAAAUACUAUGCGGAACACAUUUGUGGUGUCGGAGAGAUAAGUGUGUAACACAAGGGAAAAGGUGAAAGUUGAAGGGUAUGCGGCUUGUCAACAUGGCAUCCAUGAGCGUUAAACAUGGGCUGCUCACCACCAAAUCCUCUGUUCAUAAUAAGAUAUUACCAUAUUUUAUUUGCAUACAAAGACCGACAGAAGUGAAGUGUUUGAGAGCAUCAACAAACUCAAGUAAACAACACAACGAAAAAUACUGCAUUGAUCUUGUAAGGUCGCGGGAUUAUGAUGGAUUUUUGUCUGCACUACUCUUACCUGAGGCUGCUCGCAGAUCCGCCUUGGCCCUAAGGGCUUUUAAUGUAGAACUGGCACAGGUGAAGGAUUCAGUCUCUCAGAAAACUAUUGGUUUAAUGCGUAUGCAAUUCUGGAAAACAGCAGUGGAAGAAAUAUACAGGGAUGACCCCCCACUCCAACCGAUUAGCACUGAACUAUGGAAGGCUGUCCGUACACAUACACUGACCAAAAGGUGGUUGUUGAGAAUCAUAUCUGAAAGAGAGAAGGACCUGGAAGACAGGGCUUACAGGAACCUUCAGGAACUGGAGGCUUACUCUGAGAACACCCAAUCCUCCCUGCUCUACCUCCUACUGGAGACGAUAGGGGUAAAAGAUGUACACGCGGACCACGCGGCCAGCCACAUUGGAAAGGCGCACGGCAUCGUCACAUGCCUGAGAGCGACACCAUACAACAGCCGCCGGAGAAAGGUCUACCUCCCCAUGGACAUCUGCAUGCUACACGGAGUGUCUCAAGAAGACUUCAUCCGCGGGAGUCGGGAGCAGAAUGUCAAGGAUGUGGUUUACGACAUCGCCAGUCAAGCCCAUGUACAUCUACAGCAUGCCAGAUCGUUCAGCAAGAGUGUUCCAGCUGCUGCCUCAGCCGCCUUCCUGCAAACGGUUGUUCUGGAGGACUACCUGCAGCGAGUGAGAAAGGCCGACUUUGACGUGUUCCACCCCAGUCUACAGAAGCGCAACCCCCUGCUUUCCUUUCAACUCUACUUCAGGUCGUGGAAACAGACGUACUGAUGUUCAUGAACACAAGCUAUUUUUUUUAUAGCAGAUCUCUAAGAAUUCACACAGUUCAGAUGAAGUCAUACCAAGGCACUGAUUUAGUGAGCAUAUACUGAAAUAAAUCAUAUUUACCAAC
Messenger RNA from Sardina pilchardus (European sardine), 1214 nucleotides. RefSeq names its product NADH:ubiquinone oxidoreductase complex assembly factor 6 (gene ndufaf6). Bases 104 to 1093 code for a protein of 329 amino acids. Gene Ontology annotation, biological process: mitochondrial respiratory chain complex I assembly; biosynthetic process. Lineage: Eukaryota; Metazoa; Chordata; Actinopteri; Clupeiformes; Clupeidae. Gene Ontology annotation, cellular component: mitochondrion. The transcript has 9 exons. The record is from RefSeq and is a predicted model, not a curated record.